Molecule: messenger RNA, 2090 nt
Organism: Dama dama (fallow deer)
Lineage: Eukaryota; Metazoa; Chordata; Mammalia; Artiodactyla; Cervidae
Product: nucleosome assembly protein 1-like 1
Exons: 1
Coding region: 33-1193 (386 amino acids)
Biological process (GO): nucleosome assembly
Cellular component (GO): chromatin; nucleus
Molecular function (GO): histone binding; chromatin binding
Source: RefSeq, a predicted model, not a curated record
CGCUCGCCACCGAUAUUUGGCAUUUGUACAACAUGGCAGACAUCGACGACAAAGAACAGUCUGAACUUGAUCAAGAUUUGGAUGAUGUUGAAGAAGUAGAAGAAGAAGAGACUGGUGAAGAAACAAAAAUCAAAGCGCGUCAGCUGACUGUUCAGAUGAUGCAAAAUCCUCAGAUUCUUGCAGCCCUUCAAGAAAGACUAGAUGGUCUGGUAGAAACACCAACAGGAUACAUUGAAAGCUUGCCUAGGGUAGUUAAAAGGCGAGUGAAUGCUCUUAAAAACCUUCAAGUCAAAUGUGCACAGAUAGAAGCCAAAUUCUAUGAGGAAGUUCAUGAUCUUGAAAGAAAGUAUGCUGUUCUUUAUAAGCGAUUUGAGAUCAUUAAUGCCAUUUAUGAACCUACAGAAGAAGAAUGUGAAUGGAAACCAGAUGAGGAAGAUGAAAUUUCGGAGGAGCUAAAAGAAAAGGCCAAGAUUGAAGAUGAGAAAAAGGAUGAAGAAAAAGAAGAUCCCAAGGGAAUUCCUGAGUUUUGGUUGACUGUUUUUAAGAAUGUUGACUUGCUCAGUGAUAUGGUUCAGGAACAUGAUGAACCUAUUCUGAAGCACUUGAAAGAUAUUAAAGUGAAGUGCUCAGAUGCUGGUCAGCCUAUGAGUUUUGUCUUAGAAUUUCACUUUGAACCCAAUGAAUAUUUCACAAAUGAAGUGUUGACAAAGACAUAUAGCAUGAGGUCAGAACCAGAUGAUUCUGAUCCCUUUUCUUUUGAUGGACCAGAAAUUAUGGGUUGUACAGGGUGCCAGAUAGAUUGGAAAAAAGGGAAGAAUGUCACUUUGAAAACGAUUAAGAAGACGCAGAAACACAAGGGACGUGGGACAGUUCGCACUGUGACCAAGACAGUCUCUAAUGACUCUUUCUUCAAUUUUUUUGCCCCUCCUGAAGUUCCUGAGAGUGGAGAUCUGGAUGAUGAUUCUGAAGCUAUCCUCACUGCAGACUUUGAAAUUGGUCACUUUUUACGUGAGCGUAUAAUCCCAAGAUCAGUGUUAUACUUCACUGGAGAAGCUAUUGAAGAUGAUGACAAUGAUUAUGAUGAAGAAGGUGAAGAAGCGGAUGAGGAAGGGGAAGAAGAAGGAGAUGAGGAAAAUGAUCCAGACCAUGACCCAAAGAAGGAUCAAAACCCAGCAGAGUGCAAGCAGCAGUGAAGCAGGAUGUAUGUGGCCUUGCGGAUAACCUGCACUGAUCUACCUUCUGCUUUCCUGGAAAGGAUGAAUUUACAUCAUUUGACAAGCCUAUUUCAAGUUUUUUGUUGUUUGUUUGUUUGCUCAUUUUUGUUUUUGCAGCCUAAAAUAAAAAUGUCAUAUAAUUUAAAAAAAAAAAAAAACUCUAGUGCAAAUAUUUUCAUGAGGAGUUGUCAGGACUCUGUCACUCUCAAGAAUAGUUCUGCUUUUUAUGAACUUUGUAAUCACAUAUGGAAAGAGUUCCUGGACUAUUUGGCCUCUCAUUUAUUUAUUUGCUUUUCAUCAACCUUUUAUUUUUGGAUAUAUUCUAAAAGAAAUAGUUGAUUAAAACAAGAAGAGAAGAUAAAUACUUUGGAUGUAUAAUGGGAUUAAAACACUUAGAAGUGUGUUUAUAAUAGUGAUGGAAAGACUCAAAAAACUUAGCAAAUUUAAAUUACUUCAAGCAAACUAAGCUGUCGUUUUGAUUCUUCUUUUUAUAUUAUUUUCACAGCUAUGAGAUAAAUCUGUACUAACCUCCCAAAAGAAGACUUUAAAAAAUAAAUAAAUGGAAGCUACGAAGAGGAAAAAGGAAAAAAAAAAAUGUUAAGAGGCAGCUUUAAGGAAAAAAAGGAAUGUUUAUUCCACCCAAACCUCAUGUGAAUUCUAAAUUAUUAAAUCUCUGCGAACACCUGAUUUAUGAACAGGAUAACACAGCCCCUAGCCAAAAUCAUUUUUAAUAAAAAGCAGGAGGUUUCCUGAAGUUCAUCUCAGAUUUAAUAUCAAACACAGCAGCCACACAUGAACAUUUCCCCAUAAAACACGAACACAGCAUGGCACUGGCAACCAUCGGCAGGGAAAUAGCAGUGCAAACAAACACGGUGU